ACUCCUCAAGGUUAUCUCGUGUCAUUGAAGGGUUGUCGGACCUUCUGCUGAAUACUCCCGAAUAUUUUUUCAUCAGUGACGGCCGCUCCUAAGUUCACCGAAAUGUUUCCGAGGCUUAUGAAACCCACAGCUGCACUUGUGCAACAAAGUACGAAGCAAUUAUCGACCGGAUCCCAGCGCAAUGCCAAGGUAGCAAUAAUGGGUGCCAGCGGAGGUAUCGGACAACCGUUAUCACUGCUGAUGAAACAAUCUCCCCUUGUCACCGAACUCUCUCUUUAUGAUAUUGUAAAUACUCCCGGAGUUGCUGCAGAUCUAUCUCACAUCGAAACCCCUGCCAAGGUCAAGGCGUUCAACGGACCUGAUCAAUUGAAAGAUUCUCUCAAAGGUGCCCAGGUCAUCAUUAUCCCUGCUGGAGUUCCUCGCAAACCAGGCAUGACACGUGAUGAUCUUUUCAACACAAAUGCUUCAAUCGUUCGGGAUCUUGCUGCAGCAGCUGCAGAAGUUGCACCAAAGGCCUUUGUGGCCAUCAUUUCUAAUCCUGUAAAUAGCACUGUACCUAUUGCUAGUGAGGUCUUCCAAAAGGCUGGAGUUUACGAUCCCAACAGAAUAUUUGGGGUCACAACAUUGGAUAUCGUUAGGGCCAACACUUUCAUUGCCGAAGCUAAGGGCUUGGAUCCAUUGAAGACUCAGGUUCCUGUGAUCGGAGGUCAUAGCGGAAUUACAAUCAUUCCACUAAUUUCUCAAGCCAAGCCACAAGUUUCUUUCCCAGAUGAUCAGCUGAAAGCUUUGACUGAGAGGAUCCAGGAAGCAGGAACAGAGGUUGUCAAGGCUAAGGCAGGAACAGGUUCUGCAACUUUAUCCAUGGCCUAUGCAGGAGCCCGUUUUGGAAUAGCUCUAAUCAAAGCCCUUAACGGAGAACAGAAUAUCGUUGAAUGUUCAUACGUCAGGUCCAAUGUUACCGAAGCCAAGUACUUCUCUACACCGAUUCUCUUGGGUAAAAAUGGCGUUGAGAAGAACUUAGGUCUUGGAAAAUUAAGCAGUUUUGAAUCUAAACUCCUAGAAGCUGCCAUCCCAGAAUUGAAGAAAAAUAUUCAGAAGGGUGAAGAUUUCGUAAACAAGAAGUGAAUCCACUGAUGUAUAUCAUUAAAAGAUCUUCGAAACAGAAAUCAAUUAUUGCAAUAGAUAAGAGUCAUUUUGACGCCUUUCUCUCCGACAGCUUGUGCGUACCCCCGACUCAAAGAAUGUCAUCACAGCAUUUAAUAUAGGAAAUGUAUGAUAUACACAAUUUUAAAUUAAAGAAAACACUUCCAAAACUAUAACCAACUGUGCUAUAACUACAUACCAUGACUAGAUUACUGGUUAUUUUCUUCAUGAAAAUGUACAAAAUGAUUGGCUAGUUGAAUCAAAAUUAUUUCGUCAAUGAA
Molecule: messenger RNA, 1424 nt
Organism: Neodiprion virginianus
Lineage: Eukaryota; Metazoa; Arthropoda; Insecta; Hymenoptera; Diprionidae
Gene: Mdh2
Product: malate dehydrogenase, mitochondrial
Exons: 5
Coding region: 103-1125 (340 amino acids)
Biological process (GO): malate metabolic process; tricarboxylic acid cycle
Cellular component (GO): cytoplasm; mitochondrion
Molecular function (GO): L-malate dehydrogenase (NAD+) activity
Source: RefSeq, a predicted model, not a curated record